Ostertagia ostertagi is the source of this 465-nucleotide messenger RNA. NCBI's taxonomy places the organism in Eukaryota, Metazoa, Nematoda, Chromadorea, Rhabditida, Trichostrongylidae. The record is from the annotation of a GenBank genome assembly.
AUGCUUUAUCAUGACAUCAAUGGACCACUCCAAGGUCAAUGGCUCAUCUGUGCUUUGAUUGGACUUCUUUCGCUGCUGAUAUUUAUUGGAAAAAUCCUAGAGUUGCGGCUUCUUGAUGCAAUGGAGACCUUCCCAAGCACAGUCCACGAACACUAUUCUCGAGAGGGCAAUGCUGCGGAUCCCCUGCUGAAUUAUAAUCCAGAGUAUACGAACAGUCUAGUACGAAGUACAUUGUCAACGGUCAGCAUGGAACAGGUGAAGAGCACUUAUGGAGGAGAACAACAGCAGAAAGACUGGGAUCCUUUUGCAAAAAGCAGCGCAGAACCCGUUGGGAGCAAAGAAAACCGGAGGCCGAAAAUUCAAGAGAAAAAGGUUUUGCAAGGCUUCGCGGAUGAGUUGCUCCAAAGUGUACAAGAAUCGGAGAUUCAAAGUGAACGAACCCAAAGAAGUCAAGAAAAGAAAUAA